AUGGUGGGUCGGCUCAGCUUGCGGGAGGUGCCCGACCUCCCGGACAUGAGGAAACGGGGCGACUCGGGGCUCGACAGCCCCGACUCCGGGCUGCCUCCCAGCCCCGGGCCCGCCCCCUCGCCCUGGCUCCUCUCCUCCGGCAGCCCCGAGCGCGCCGCGACCAACGGGCUGCCGGAGCCCGACCCGCCCGCACCCGCCGCCGCGGUGAGUACCGGCCCCGGCCGCCCCCGCUACUCCUCUCUUCCUGUUCUCUCCAGCUGCUCUCCAAGAUUGUGUCCUUUAUCCUUCGGCGAAGGAGUUGAGUUUGACCCUUUACCAGCCAAGGAAAUAAGGUACACAUCCUCAGUUAGAUAUGACUCAGAGAAGCACUUCAUCGACGACGUCUAUAUGCCGGUGGGCUUCAGCGUUUCCUCCUGCAGCCAGACGGUCGUCUGUGUCCCGAACUGCACGUGGCGCAGUUACAAAGCAGAGGUUCACCUCCGGCCCCGCAACAAGCCCCAGCGAUUCACCAGCACCACCAUCGUCUACCCCAAGCACGCCAAGACUGUCUACACCACCAGGCUGGAUUACAACUGUCGUAAGACCACGCGGCGGUUCCUCUCCAGCAUAGAGCUGGACAUGUCGGAGUACCUUGGGAGCGACUCUGUCCUGGAUGGGUGCUGACUGACAGCCACCUCUCUCUCGCUCUGAUCCAUCCCAUUCCCAUCUCAUGUACUGUGCUAACUCUACACUCUCUGAAGCGGGUGCAGACCCUAACUCUCUGGGCAGGUUAAGGGAACCUUACCUGUCACCACCUCUUUCUCAGCUCUUAAUUCCUGCUUUAAGUAUCAGAAUGGCCUGAAUGCAGUUUUAUGUGGGAACAUAACUUAGUAAGGAACUAAUUUCUUCACCUUUUAAAGUCCUGAGUACCCUCCCCUUCCCCACAGUGCAGUAGUCAGAUGAAAAUAACUGGAAAUACUCUUCCUGAGAAAAAAAUUGACAGGUAAGAAAGAACAUGGAGUGGUGGUUGGCAGGUGGAAAUCCAUUUGAUGCUUUGUGAUGAUGUGCAAAAAUAGGGGUAGUUUGCUGUCUUACAGUGAACUGACCCCACCAGAUCAAUUGAUUACAUAUAGAUAGCCAGAGCUGUCCUCCAUUUCAGUUUAGAUCAGGAGACUGCUUUCUCUAGAAGAACCAUCUCCUGGAAGCAGCAAACAGAAAAAUCUGCAAUUCUGUAUUUAACAGAUGCAGAAAUGCAGCUUUCACAUCCAGCUUGAAGGUGUGAGUUAGAAAGAGGAGCAGGUUUGCAGCUCCAGGCAGCAGAGAAAGGAUCAAGAAAUUCUGGCACAAUGCAUUUUCUCUGCUUAGAGUGACUUCUACAGCACUGCAGUCUGUGUCAGACACUGGCAUCUGUGUGUGGUAGGGCUUGUAAUGAAGAAUGUCAGGCCAGAAGUUGUCCCUGUAUUGCUGGAAAUUUAGGUGCAUGGUGGUGGAAAACCACCAGUGCCCAGUUUUUCCUGACACUGUACUGUCUGCGCUAGGGGAGCUGCAGCUAGGAACACCUUAGAAAGUGCCCUGUGUGUACAGGGACCUGGAAUGGAGGAGGAGAUGCUGGGACUGGGUGUGAGACACUGUUGUGGUGAAGAGUAGCAGGGGACAUUCUAGUUCCAUAGCAAAAUCCACAGCUGUAGCUUCUCAUUGCACAGGUACUUUCUGGACUUUGGUAUUCAGGAUGUCACUGGCGUGGGGUAGCAUUUAUCUGUCUGUAGGCUGCUGAAUAACCUCUCCAGUCCCAAGUGCAUGACGAGUUUGGGGACCAAAGGAAUAACUUCAGAUACUAUGGAAGUCCAUCUUGAGGUUACAUGCGUUAGUUUAUCUUGUGCUUUGACGAAGAUAAGAUGUAGAGGUUUUUUUUUUGACCCAGGUGUUUUUUUCUAUAAUGACAGGGAGCAGUGUAGUGUGGAGAGCAUCCACUUUGGGAGCGUGGCUUGCCUUGGUGGCUAGUGUGGUGUAGCAGCUCAGAAACACUUGGUAGACUUGACUUAGCUGGACACAGCUUUUCCAUGUAUUCCAAAACUCCUCUGAGGUGUAGGUCACCUUCUGAUGCAACAUCAACCCUGGACCUGCUUUUAAAGAGGUCUUUGCUAGUGCAUAGCCCACAGGGCGAAUUUUGUCAGUGGCAAGUUAGAUACUCAGGAGGCUGUUCUUGAGCUGUCCUUAAAGUGUGUUUGUGCAAGUGUGAUGAUGAAGAAUGUGGAAGUGUACUACAUGUGUGUGAACAGAAAUGGUUUGGGAGACUGAAAAUGCAGCACGAGGGAAGGUUUGAGUUUGUGUAGUUUAGGGGGUUUUGUUGGUUUGGUUUUUUACUUAUUUAUUGGCUCAGAACAGAACAUCCUUAAUUUUGGCACUUGCCUCAGAAAGCCAGAUCCUAAAACAAUCCUAAAAAAAACAACAGAAUCCUAAACCAGGGUGACAGAGGAUGCCAGAGUCGGGCAGGCAUUGCUUCAGAGUUGGUCAGAGCAGUGUGGUCUUGUCCUUAAACAUGUUGGUUUCAGACUACAGUACUUUGGAGAUGUGCCUUAAAUACAUGUUGGAAUCCUCCCCUGAAUGUUACCCCAAGAUCUAUUUGUUGUGUAACAGACUCAGAAAAGGCACAACUCUGCCCCUAAGUGUGAGGUUUCAGAUGGACAGAAUUCUUUGGGAAAGCUCUUGUAUCAUUGCUGGCUUCACAGUUUCAUGUACCUGGCUCCUGAAACAUCUGGUGCUGGCCACUGUUGGACACAGGACGCUGGAAGAACACGGACCCAGGAUUGCUCUGACAAUGCUCUUCCACUGAAUUCAUUUGCAGGAGAUCUAAGAGAAGAUUGUUUUAAGUAGUAAUCAUUAAUUGUCCCUAGUUAGACAUGAAAUGCCCCUUACACUAUGGUUUUAGGAUAACGCACCUGAUUUUUGUAAAGCAAACUUAAUUAAUUGUGUACCUCUUAAAUGUUUUAAUUGGUAGAGAUACCUUUUAAAUUAUUUAUAUUCCAACAUUUGCAAAGCUCAGAUUUAGCUCUGUGCAAGUGUUCUGAUGUCUGUGACGUUUCCCACCUUCCCCUUUUGAAUUUUCAA
Indicator indicator is the source of this 3087-nucleotide messenger RNA. It is a transcript of the gene RFLNB, whose product is annotated as refilin B. Gene Ontology annotation, molecular function: filamin binding. The record is from RefSeq and is a predicted model, not a curated record. The transcript is spliced from 3 exons. Lineage: Eukaryota; Metazoa; Chordata; Aves; Piciformes; Indicatoridae. Gene Ontology annotation, cellular component: actin filament bundle. Gene Ontology annotation, biological process: negative regulation of chondrocyte development; actin filament bundle organization; negative regulation of bone mineralization involved in bone maturation. Bases 1 to 663 code for a protein of 220 amino acids.